AUAUGAAGAGAAGUUGAAAAUUGGACGUCGAAUGGGCAUCAAGAAGGGGAUUCUAACCGGUGCAUCGCUUGGUGUUUUCCUCGCAUUCCUCUUCUCGUCGUUUGGCCUUGCGUUCUGGUAUGGUUCAACGUUGAUCACGUCUGGUGAACUGCAACCGGGUGCAGUUUUCACAGUGUUUCUAGCCGUGAUGAGUGGUACAGCGUCAGUGGGCAUGAUUGCACCUCAAGUGACACUUUUUGUCACGGCCAAAAGUGCAGCUGCACCAAUUUAUGCUAUUAUCGAUCGGGUACCCCCAAUAGACAGCUAUUCAAAUGCUGGUAUUCGACCUGCGUCUGUGGAAGGCAGAGUGAAAUUUGAAAAUAUCUCAUUUCAAUAUCCGAAUCGGGACAAAAAUGUUAUCGACAAUGUGAGCAUUGAUAUAGAACCUGGUAAAACGAUAGCGUUGGUUGGACACAGUGGAUGUGGCAAGAGCACUUUGAUCAGUUUAUUACUACGCUAUUAUGAUACCAACUCUGGAUCGAUCAAAGUAGACGGCGAGGACAUAAGAAAUUUGAAUCUGGAUUGGCUUCGGAACAUCAUCGGAGUGGUAUCACAAGAGCCGAUUCUUUUCAACGUAACAAUUGCUGAAAACCUUAGACUUGGUCGUGAAGAUCUGCUGAUUAGUGAAAUGGUGAACGUUUGUAAAAUUGCAAACGCUCACGACUUCAUCAUGGAUCUACCGCAGGGCUACGAUACGUUGAUAGGUGAAGGUGGUAUACAGCUGUCGGGUGGUCAAAAACAACGAAUCGCUAUUGCAAGAGCAUUGGCCAGGAAUCCACGAAUUUUGCUGCUGGACGAGGCAACCAGUGCAUUGGACGUAGAGAGUGAACAUGUCGUACAGGAAGCACUUGACAAAGCUUCAGAAGGACGUACCACCUUAGUGAUAGCACAUCGUCUAUCAACCAUCAAAGAUGCUGAUCAAAUAAUCGUCAUGCAGGACGGCAAAGUGGUCGAGACAGGAACGCAUGUUGAACUGAUUGCAGUCGAAAACGGUGUCUACAGGCAACUCGUUGAUUCGCAAGCGAUGAAUGAACCAAAAGAUAUGUCAGGCAAAACAUCGCAUGAGAAGAAAUCAACAAGUAAGAAUGCAUUAAGAAUU
Molecule: messenger RNA, 1138 nt
Organism: Anisakis simplex (herring worm)
Lineage: Eukaryota; Metazoa; Nematoda; Chromadorea; Rhabditida; Anisakidae
Source: the annotation of a GenBank genome assembly